AUGACACUGGUGAAGAACAGGACAGAUGUGACACAGUUUAUUCUGCUAGGACUCACUAAUGAUCCAGGCAUGCAGCUUCCCCUCUUCAUCAUCUUUCUCCUCAUCUACAUCAUCACACUGGUAGGGAACCUGGGGAUGAUUCUGCUGAUUUUCUUGGACUCUCGGCUCCACAUCCCCAUGUACUUUUUCCUUGGUAACUUGUCCCUGGUGGACGUUUGUUACUCUUCAGCUGUCACUCCUAAAGUCAUAGCUGGGCUGCUAAUAGGAGACAAGACCAUUUCCUACAACGACUGUGCUGCUCAGAUGUUCUUCUUUGCAGCCUUUGCUACUGUUGAAAAUUACUUGUUGGCCUCAAUGGCCUAUGAUCGCUAUGCAGCAGUGUGUAAACCCCUACACUAUACCACCACCAUGACUUCAAAUGUGUGUAUCUGUCUGAUCAUGGGGUGCUAUGUUUUUAGUUUCCUCAAUGUCUCAGUUUACCUUGGAGAUACAUUCAGUCUCUCUUUCUGUAAGUCUAAUGUGGUCCAUCAUUUUUUCUGUGAUAUGCCAGCAAUCAUGGCUCUCUCCUGCUCUGAUAAACGUGUUAAUGAGCUAGUACUUAUUUACCUAGCUAGCUUUAAUAUCUUCAUUGCUUUCAUAAUGAUAUUAGUAUCUUACUUUAUAAUUUUUAUCACAAUCUUAAACAUGCGCUCAAGAGCAGGAUUUCAGAAGGCUCUUUCCACUUGUGUUUCCCACUUAACUGCUGUUUUUAUUUUCUAUGGAACUAUAAUCUUCAUGUAUUUGCAGCCAAGCUCUAGACAUGCAAUGGACACUGACAAAAUUGUGUCUGUGUUCUACACCAUGGUCAUUCCCAUGCUGAACCCUUUAGUUUACAGCCUGAGGAACAAAGAGGUCAAGAGUGCAUUCAUGAAAGUGGUUCUGAAAGAAAAAUAAUCA
Mus pahari (shrew mouse) is the source of this 936-nucleotide messenger RNA. RefSeq names its product olfactory receptor 5B3-like. Gene Ontology annotation, cellular component: membrane. The transcript has a single exon. Gene Ontology annotation, molecular function: olfactory receptor activity; odorant binding; G protein-coupled receptor activity. The record is from RefSeq and is a predicted model, not a curated record. Gene Ontology annotation, biological process: sensory perception of smell; G protein-coupled receptor signaling pathway. NCBI's taxonomy places the organism in Eukaryota, Metazoa, Chordata, Mammalia, Rodentia, Muridae. The coding region runs from base 1 to 933 and encodes 310 amino acids.